AUGAUUAAGGAGACCUCUAAGAGCAUGAAAGCAAUUCACCAACAUCUUUUGGAAGCUCAAGAGAGAAUGACCGAACAAGUUAAAGUGAUUCGCCAAAGAUUGUUGACCGUGCAAAGUAGACAGAAGAACUAUGCCGAUCGUCGUCGCCAACUGUUAUCGUUUGUAGAGGGGGAUCAUGUAUUUCUUAAGGUAUCAUUGCGUCGGGGUUUGUCUCGUUUUGAAAAAAAGGGAAAGCUUUCACCGCAUUAUAUCAGGCCGUUUGACAUCAUCGAGAAGAUUGGAGAAGUGGCGUAUCGUUUGGCUUUGCCACCGAAACUUUCGGGAGUGCAUGAUGUGUUCCACGUGUUGAUGUUGAGGAAAUAUGAACCGAAUCCGUCUCAUGUCCUAGAGUGGUUCGAACUAGAGUUGGAAGCAGAUGCAUCUCAUGGGGAGGAACUGAUACGUAUCCUAGAUUCUCGCAAUCAAGUGUUGAGGUACCUCUCAGAGACAUUGACAUGGAAUGCUUGA
Messenger RNA from Rhododendron vialii, 507 nucleotides. RefSeq lists its product as uncharacterized. The transcript is spliced from 2 exons. The record is from RefSeq and is a predicted model, not a curated record. The coding region runs from base 1 to 507 and encodes 168 amino acids. Lineage: Eukaryota; Viridiplantae; Streptophyta; Magnoliopsida; Ericales; Ericaceae.